GGGAGAAAGAGAGAGCGCAGGCAGCCGAGAGAGUCUCCCAGGGCCCCAGAGCUACACAUUCGGGGAUUCGGGUGCUAUCCGGAAAGCCCUGAUCAGUGCCUGCAUCCAGAAGAAGACAUCUAGAUAGAGGAGAAGUCCCUCCGUGCCCCUGAUCUUCGAUCGUGCGCUGAGGCAGGCACACUUGGGUGGUGGAUCCAGAGGAGGGAAUCCGGGCAGCUUUAAGGAACAUCUUUCUUCGCUGUGCAUGUGUCUUUUUCCUUGCAUUUCCCGGGGAUCGUGUGUGCGCAGCGGCCGCAGUUCUGCUGUUCGUGGCAUUUACGCUGCGCUCCGGUCCUUCCCCGCACUUGGAUCGAUGCAGAGUAGUGUGAAGAUCCAGGUCACAGGGCGACCCUUGGAGUGAUCCUCUGAAGGGGGCAGUCGCCUGUCGCCCCCACCCCGGCUCUCCCACAUAAACAAACAGUUUCUGAAUGUGCGAAGCUGCAGAGACCUCCGGAUCGCGAAAUGUGGGGAUGGAAGGCGCAAAGUUUGACUCGCCGCCCUCCAGCUCCUCGCCUGGAGCAGCAUGAAGAAGAGCCCUACGCGAAGUGCUGUGCCAGCCAAGGAAGAAGAAGCUACCGCCUGCGCCCCUUCUCUCCCCCGACCACGAUCCUCGCCUCCCUGCACCAGCUAAGCCUCGGGGGUAACACGGUGUGCAAUCCCCGGGCUGCCCCCCAUCACUGCCCAAACCGGCCACAUCAUGGCCUCGGCUGCCUCCGCUACUGAGCCGCGGGGCAGCGGGGAGCCGGCUGCCCGGCCGAGGGCGAUCAGAAGAAGGGGUAGAAGCCAGGGAGACCCGCACUGCAGAGUCGUAGUACCGCCUGACCUGGACUACCUUCAGCGGCCGAGCUACUGCGAUGCGGAUUUCGCUCUGCAGCAGAUCUCGGAGGGGAAGGCUACGGGCAGAAAAGCUCCAUUGUGGCUCAGAGCUAUGUUUCAAAGACUAUUAUUUAAACUUGGUUGUUACAUACAAAAAAACUGCGGAAAGUUUUUGGUGGUGGGCCUCUUGAUAUUUGGUGCUUUCGCUGUGGGAUUAAGAGCUGCGAAUCUAGAGACCAAUGUUGAAGAGCUUUGGGUAGAAGUUGGGGGACGAGUAAGCCGAGAAUUAAAUUACACACGUCAGAAGAUAGGAGAGGAAGCUAUGUUUAAUCCGCAACUUAUGAUCCAGACUCCUCUAGAACAUGGUGCCAAUGUUCUUACAGCUGAAGCUCUGAAGCAACAUCUCCACUCAGCACUUGAAGCCACCAAGGUGCAAGUCCACAUGUACAACAAACAUUGGAAGCUGGAAAAAUUAUGCUUUAAAUCAGGAGAACUUAUUACUGAAGCCGGUUACAUGAGCCAGAUUAUAGAAUCUUUAUAUCCGUGUUUGAUCAUCACACCUUUGGAUUGCUUUUGGGAAGGUGCAAAACUCCAGUCUGGAAUGGCCUAUCUUCCAGGUAAACCACCUUUGCAAUGGACAAAUUUUGACCCCAUGGACUUGCUGGAGGAGCUAAAGAGAGGAAAGUUUCAAGUAGACAGUUGGGAGGAGAUGUUAAACAAGGCAGAGGUGGGUCACGGUUACUUGGAUCGCCCCUGCCUGAACCCAUUAGAUUCGGACUGUCCAACCUCCGCACCCAAUAAGAAUUCAACCAAACCUCUAGAUAUUGCCCUUGUCUUAAGCGGUGGAUGCUACGGCCUUUCAAAAAAGUAUAUGCAUUGGCAGGAAGAGCUCAUCAUUGGUGGAACGGUUAAGAAUACGAGUGGAAAACUUGUCAGUGCCCAAGCAUUGCAAACCAUGUUUCAACUAAUGACUCCUAAACAAAUGUAUGAGCACUUCAAGGGAUAUGAUGAGGUUUCCCACAUAAAUUGGAACGAAGACAAAGCCGCAGCCAUCUUGGAAGCCUGGCAGAGGACUUAUGUUCAGGUCGUACAUAAAAGCAUCCCACAAAACUCCACCCAGAACGUUCUUCCCUUUACCACGACAACACUGGACGACAUUUUGAAAUCUUUCUCUGAUGUGAGCGUUAUCCGAGUCGCAAGUGGCUAUCUACUUAUGCUUGCCUAUGCCUGCUUAACCAUGCUCAGGUGGGACUGUGCCAAGUCCCAGGGUGCCGUGGGGCUGGCUGGAGUCUUGUUGGUUGCACUUUCAGUAGCUGCAGGAUUGGGCCUGUGUUCAUUGAUUGGAAUUUCGUUCAACGCUGCAACAACUCAGGUUCUGCCUUUCCUUGCUCUCGGGGUUGGUGUUGACGAUGUCUUUCUAUUGGCACAUGCGUUUAGUGAGACUGGCCAAAAUAAAAGGAUUCCAUUUGAGGACAGGACCGGUGAAUGUUUGAAACGAACAGGAGCGAGUGUGGCCCUGACCUCCAUCAGCAACGUGACAGCGUUCUUCAUGGCUGCUCUAAUACCAAUCCCAGCACUUCGGGCAUUCUCUUUACAAGCUGCUGUCGUUGUGGUGUUUAACUUUGCAAUGGUGCUCUUGAUAUUCCCUGCAAUUCUCAGCAUGGACCUCUACCGAAGGAGAGACCGCAGGCUUGAUAUCUUUUGCUGUUUCAGCAGCCCCUGUGUCAGCAGAGUGAUUCAGAUUGAACCCCAAGCGUAUGCUGAUAAUACUGAAAGCACACACUACAGCCCCCCUCCACCGUACAGCAGCCACAGCUUUGCCCAUGAAACCCAAAUCACCAUGCAGUCAACCGUACAGCUUCGGACAGAGUACGACCCACGGACACAGUCGUAUUACACCACAGCAGAGCCGCGUUCUGAAAUUUCCGUACAGCCGGCCAUUCCUGCCCCCCACGAAGCGAACCCGCCAGUCCCUGAAAGUACCAGCUCCACCCGGGACCUGCUUUCUCAGUUCUCGGAAGCCGGAUUGCACUGUAUUGAACCGCCUUGUACGAAAUGGACGCUUUCUACAUUUGCAGAGAAGCAUUACGCCCCUUUCCUGUUAAAACCAAAAACCAAGGUUGCUGUAAUAUUUUUUUUCGUGGCUUUGCUUGGCCUCAGCCUUUACGGCACCACUCGCGUGCGAGAUGGCCUGGAUCUGACGGACAUCGUACCCCGAGAGACCAGAGAAUACGACUUUAUCGCGGCACAGUUCAAAUACUUCUCAUUUUAUAACAUGUACGUGGUGACGCAGAAAGCAGACUACCCCCGUGCGCAGCGACUGCUUUAUGAGCUUCACAGCAGUUUUGCCAAUGUAAAGUACGUCUUGAUGGAGGGUGACAAACAGCUUCCCAAAAUGUGGUUGCAUUACUUUCGGGACUGGCUGCAAGGACUGCAAGAUACUUUUGAUCGUGAAUGGAAUGCUGGGAUAAUUACCUAUAACAAUUACCGGAACGGGUCAGAUGAUGCAGUCCUUGCAUAUAAGCUUUUAAUUCAGACUGGCAAUUCAGAUAAACCCAUUGACAUCAGUCAGUUAACUAAACAGCGCUUGGUUGACGCAGAUGGGAUCAUUCACCCUAAUGCUUUCUACAUCUAUUUAACGGCCUGGGUGAGUAAUGAUCCUGUAGCGUACGCGGCUUCCCAGGCCAAUAUCCGCCCUCAUCCCCCUGAAUGGGUCCACGACAGAGCAGACUACAUGCCGGAUACCAGGACAAUUCGUGCAGCUGAGCCCAUCGAGUACGCCCAGUUUCCUUUCUACCUCAAUGGUCUGCGUGAAACGUCAGAUUUUGUGGAAGCCAUCGAAAAAGUUCGAGCCAUUUGCAACAACUACACCAGCCUUGGGCUGUCAAGCUAUCCAAACGGCUACCCGUUCCUGUUUUGGGAGCAGUACAUCGGGCUCCGUCAUUGGUUGCUGCUGUCCAUUAGCGUGGUUUUGGCCUGCACGUUUCUGGUGUGUGCCCUUUUUCUCCUGAACCCCUGGACUGCUGGAAUCAUUGUUAUGGUGUUAGCCCUCAUGACAGUAGAGCUUUUUGGAAUGAUGGGUCUCAUCGGAAUUAAGCUAAGCGCAGUCCCAGUAGUAAUCCUGAUCGCCUCUGUCGGCAUUGGCGUGGAAUUCACUGUCCACGUAGCUCUGGCAUUUCUUACUGCUAUUGGUGACAAGAAUCGAAGAGCCGUCCUUGCAUUGGAACACAUGUUUGCUCCGGUGUUAGAUGGGGCUGUUUCUACUCUCCUGGGCGUUCUCAUGUUGGCUGGAUCUGAGUUUGAUUUCAUUGUCAGGUACUUCUUUGCAGUCCUGGCGAUAUUAACUCUCCUUGGGGUCCUAAAUGGAUUAGUUCUGCUUCCUGUUCUACUGUCUUUCUUUGGACCUUGCCCUGAGGUAUCUCCAACCAACGGAAGAGACAGGUUGUCUAUGCCAGAUCCUCCGCCAAAUAUUGUGAGGUUCCCGGUGUUCCAGAGGCAACCACAGAAUGGGUACGAUUCUUCUGACUCUGAAUACAGCUCCCAGACCACAGUAUCUGGAAUCAGCGAGGAGCUGCAUCAGUAUGAGGCACAUCAAGGUUCUGCUCUUCCACCCCACCAAGUUAUUGUGGAGGCAACAGCAAAUCCAGUGUUCCCUAGAUCCACCGUUGUCCAACCAGACAGCAGGAAUCUUCAGUCAAAUCCAAGGACGCACGCAGAAUCUAGACCCCAACAACAGUGGCCCCCAAGCCGGAAUCAGAGGUGGGAUUCACGGGAAGCAUCGCGGCCACCUCCUUACAGACCUCGAAGGAAUGCUUUUGAAUCUUCUACUGAAGAACAUGCUGGUUCUAAUACCAGGGACCGCUCAGGGCACAGAUCUCAUGCACAAAACAUUAGAAAAACUGCAUUUGCUCCAAGUGGUACUUCAGUGCCAGCAUACUGCCAGCCUAUUACUACUGUGACUGCCUCUGCUUCAGUUACUGUUGCUGUUCACCCUUCUGUGUGUAGCCACAAUGCUCAUGGUAGCCACCCGUUCUACAGUGGCUACAAUGAAUAUGACCAGGGACCUUUUGAGGACCCCCAUGUGCCUUUUAAUAUGCGCUAUGAGAGAAGGGACUCUAAAGUAGAAGUGAUAGAGCUGCAAGAUGUUGAAUGCGAAGAAAGAACACAAGGAAAUGGCUCACAAUAAGAGAAUGCACCUGAAUCAUUGAUGGCCAAAGAUGGGACAGGACUUCCAGAAUGGUUCAUGAUUGCUGCUGAAGGUUUUCUAAGAAAGGAUAUGCUGCAUCAGGAGAAACAGUUCACUGUUACUGUAACAUUUUGUAAAAAUGUGUUAAAUAUUGCUAUAAAUAUUUAAAAGGUGUAUACAUAUGUAAUAUACAAACAGUGUAAAGUUAGUAUAAUGUUGGAGAUUUUUUUUUUACUCCGUUUAACAGAUGGGGUAGACAUGUUUGCCCUCUUUACACAAUGUACAGGAUUUUUGCCACAGUUUAAGAUUAAUCUAGAUAUUAAAUCCAGUGUAUUUUUUUUCUGCUGCUUAAAUAUUGUAUAAUUUACUUGUAUAAUUCUAUGCAAAUAUUGCUUAUAUGAUAGGUGUUAUUUUAUACAUGUAAAGGUACAUGUUUGAAUGAUUUUUUUAUGUUCAUAUCACAACCCUGUGGUAGUAUGUUACUGAAAUUUUCACACACGCUAUGCGUGAUUUUAUAAAUAGUUUUUCUUCCAAA
Molecule: messenger RNA, 5576 nt
Organism: Spea bombifrons (plains spadefoot toad)
Lineage: Eukaryota; Metazoa; Chordata; Amphibia; Anura; Pelobatidae
Gene: PTCH1
Product: patched 1
Exons: 24
Coding region: 737-5041 (1434 amino acids)
Biological process (GO): smoothened signaling pathway
Cellular component (GO): plasma membrane
Molecular function (GO): smoothened binding; hedgehog receptor activity; hedgehog family protein binding
Source: RefSeq, a predicted model, not a curated record